AUGGCAACAUUCCAGUCACACGUCCACCACAACUUCGAACCUCCUACCUCAGACCUCCUCUUCGGCGGACGCCGAGUAUCAGAUAUCCUUCGAGAUGGAGACACUUCAAUUACCCGCCGCAACUCCCGCAAGUCCAGCACGGAUAACUCCGCCUUAACUGAGUUAGUCUACUCACUUGCAAACCGCAGCAGCAGUGACAUCCUCCCCUCACGGCUCAUCGGAGCAGAUUACGAGACCAUUUUAGAAUGGGUCAGUUCUGAGCGAAUGAGAAAGUUGCCAGCGGAGGGGAGCAGUUAUGAUAAGGCGCUGGUGUGGGCAAGGUUAUUUGUUGAGCGCUUGCAUUCGUUUGAUUUGGCUGUUGAGAGCUUCGCGGGGGAUAACCACAUGGCGGCGCAGUUGGCCUAUGUUCAUUGCGCGAGUUUACUCGGCCUCGGAGAAGAAAACUCCAGCGCUCUGCUCGACCUUUUCGGCUUCUUCUACCGCUGUUCUAUGGGCCUAGGUAACUUACUAGAUUGCGUUGAAUUAUUCAUCGUCUCUCAGAAUAUUAGAGACCAGCUGAUCUUGGCUUUGGCGGAUCUGGUCACCCUCGUUGUCGGGGUGUCUACUCACUUCCUCGACUCGCUGGGACAGUUGACAUCUGGAUCUGUGUCAAUUGACAUCUAUAGCACCUUUGCGGCACCUAUUGAGAGCUUCCGUGCCAGGUGCGACUGUGUUGCUGAGUUGAUGUGGAGUCAUCAGCUGGCGCAGGAAGGCGUGGAUACUAAAGUGGCAAAGCUCGAAACUAUCAGGCAAUGGCUUGAGCCCGAAGAUCCAGUGUUAGCAAAUUUUACCGAGAACACCGCACACUUCGCCCAGGAGCGCGAGGAAUCGACCUGUCUCUGGUUGAUGCCGUACCUCAACCGUUUUUUGAAAGGUGAUCAGCACACAAUGGCCAUCACAGGUCAGCCUGGAUCAGGAAAGUCCAUCCUGGCAACAGUCAUUAAUGACCAUCUGCAAUACCCAAUUGGGGGCGUGAACUACAAGCCGAUUUUUGUACCAAUCAAUAGUCGAGUUCCAGCCAACACAACUCCUCGCGCAGUUGCAAAAUCUAUCCUCUCCCAACUCUUCGCCGGCCGCAUUGGCAACGUAGACCUCUAUCAAAUCCUCUCAGGCGCUUGUUCCCAGUCCCAAAAGACAAUCGACAACGAAACAUACGACAAUACCCUCUGGACUGCCCUCGGAAAUGCCCUCCAAGCUAGCCUUCAAGGCGCUAAGGAACUCGUCCUCGUCGUCGAUGGCGUCGACGAAGCAAGCUGUGGCCAGUCCGCACUGCUAACUCGACUCCGGGAUGCAGCUGCUAACACAUCUAAGCUUAAACUAAUCGUGCUAGCUUCUGAGAAGGAGUCGGCAGCUACAGUUUCCAAGGCACAGACUGCAGUGCACAUCACUCCGGAAUUAAUCUUCGACGACGUGGCUGCUGUUGUCCAGAGAGCCUUUCAGGACUUUCCGGCAUUUGACCAGAUGCCCGAGGAGCAGCGGGAGUUAAACGUUACCCGUAUCACAGAGGCUGCUAAUGGCUCGUUCCUAUGGGGGAAGCUCGCGAUGAAGAAGAUUCGUGAUGAGAAUCAUCCUAACGCGGAGAGUGUGACUAAGGCCAUUGACAGCUUGUUGAAAGCAAACCUCUCCGUCUCAGACCUCGUCUCUCAUCGCCUAGGGUCAGACUUACAUGAAGACGGGAAGAAGAUUCUGUCUUGGCUCGCGACUGCGUCCCGCCCGAUGACACUACGGGAGUUAUCUGCUCUUCUCUCCGUGCAGUUGGACAAGGGCACCAUUGUGGACCAGGACAGUAACCCGCUGACUCUUCUGAAGCCGGUGACGUCGCUGGUGUUCUACCAGGGUAACAUGCUCUAUCUGCGCCAUGGCCAGAUCCGUGCAGCUAUCACUGAUGCAUCCACGAAGGGCUCCCUCUUGCCCGCCAUCAAGAAUAGACACGCGGAUUUGGCUCAGCGAUUGCUUCUCUACGUCAAGAGGAGCGUAGCCAACGGCAGCGAGCCAUCCUUGACAUUCUCGGAUGAAUCAUCCACAACGACCCAAUUGGAAAAGUGCCCACUCCUGGACUUUGCUCUCCGGUACUGGGUGAAUCAUGUGAAGACUGCAUUUGGCUGCACCACAGACCAGGAAAUCAAUACUGCAAGCAAAGAACUCCGCCCCGUCAUGCCAACAACCCCAGCAGUGCCGCUGCUUGAAACGACCGUGUGGAAGAACAAGCCAACCCCGGCGCUGGUCAGCCUGCGUACACUAGAGACUAGCAUCUACGAGCAAGUCCUCACCAGCAACCACGCAGCCACUCUACAGGCAGUCCUCUGCCAGGCUCUUGCUUACCGGCCACUCUGGGACGUGUCACAGAUACAGGCAACCCAGGUUUUCUACCACGCCGUGAAGACCUGCCAGAAUGUUCUCUCCGUGCAGCAUGUCAUCACCAUGCAAGUCACCAAGGAAUUCUUGGAUAUCACCGCUAGUCGGGUCACGGCUUCUAAGACCGAUGUCAUGACGAAGCGGACUGAGAUGCUCCAGCUGCUGGUGGAAUGCUACAAGAUCCACUACGGCGCCACGAGCGAGGCGGUUGUUUCGGCAUCGACGCAGCUGUCGGAGCAUUACAAAUCAAUUAAGGAAGAUCACAAGGCGCAGGAAGUUUUGAAUUCAAUUCAGGGAACCUCUACAGAGAGCCAUACCCGGUCAAAGUCCCUGUCAACCGAUGAGUCGUUGCUGGUGCAGCUCAAUGGCCGCCGGGAGUCGAUCCAGGAGGGCACUGUUCUCGCGCUAAACGAGAAGGAAGAAGAUGAUCUCCUUUCUUGGUCCUACAGCUUCGACGCCAUGAUCAAGCGGGCUGAGAAGUUUACUGCCGAGGGCAAUACUAGGGCUGCAGAGCGCACAUAUGUCGAGAUCUGGCAGCGAACUAGCAGAGACUUCCGCUUGCAACGAUCUUCACAAUUGGAAGAAAACGAAGCGUCUUCGGUUCUCUCGGGCUUCUGGGAGGAGUACGAGCACACCAUGUCCAGCUCCGAAGCGGUAGCCUCGCAGUUGAUGGAAGUCGCCAAAGUCAUGAAGUCCGUUGGAUUAUCGUGCACGGCUCUCAAUGUGUUCAAGAAGUGCGCCCAGAAUAUCAGUUCACAGAGUUCUCUACAUAAAGAGCUCCAGAAUCUUGCCCAGUCUACUUCCAAAGAAGUCAUGCAGAGCGCGGGAACAUCGACGUCAACAAUGACAGAGUCGAGUUUGCAGGAGAUGGUCUUUGGCAGUACAUCUGCGUCCGCGUCCAAGAAGGAUCAAUUUUCUUCGACGGCCACAACAACCCUCGUCCAGAUGUACAUCUCCCAGCACCGCUGGCGCGACGCCACCAAGACCCUGAAGAAGAUCCUGCUAGUAAUCUGGCCCGUGCUAUUCGUCCCCUCCGUCCACGACGUCGUCCUUCCGUCCGAGAACGUCGAGCACUGCGUCGACCUCGCAGAAAACCUCAAAAACUGCUACCGCUACCGCCACCGCUCGGCCAAAGAAGAAGACGUCUGUCUCCGUCUCUACCACGCCGUGCGCCGUUCUCGACCCGCCGGUGACAAGCUGCUCGACCGGGUGACCAAGGAUCUCCUCCGCGUGUACGAGCGCACAACGCAGACAGAAAAACUGAUCCCCAUCCACCAGGAUAUUCUUAAUGACUAUAGCAAGCGGUUUGGAGAGGGACAUCCGACUGUGCUUCGGGAGUUGCGGGUCCUGGCUGAGAUGACGCAUUCGCGAGCGGAGUCGGUUGACUAUUAUUCGCGCAUUUUUAAGGCUUUGAAUAAAGAUUCGAGUACUUGUCAUCGGGAUGCGUUUGAGCCGCUGAUUGCUGUUGUCACGGAGUUGUUCAACCAGGGACGAUUCUCUGACGCGCUGCAGCCGCUUACGGUGUUGUUCAAUACCCUACCGCACACGAACGUCAACCCUAAGCUUCGGGAUCAGACAUUCGUGAAGUCGGUCUUUGAUAACUACGUGCAGUGCCUGCGGUUGGUCCAGAGAGACGUCCAUGUUAUUCACGACGUGGCAGCUCAGUAUCGGAAGACGUGCACGACUGUUUUUGGAGCAACGGCUUCAAUCACGAUCCAGGCCACGCAGACGCUGGCCAACAUCUGUCGCGAAUCUACGAAGUACGAGUCCGAGGCAGUGCAACUCUACGAAGAACUGCUCAAGGCACAGUCGAACGAAGUAGAGAUCGAUUACGAGGACAUCCGGGCAACACUGGAUGCAAUCUACGAAGACCAGUGUGCUUCUGUCUCCUCAUCCACAGAGUCCGUCUCCAAAGAGCAGAUGAAGAAGGUAAUUUCGGUCCGAAGUCGACGUCUAGCAACUACCCGGUCAACCAAUGGCUGGGCACACCAAGAUUCGCUCUCGCAGAUGGACGAGCUGGUUUCCCUAUAUGCCAAGCGAGGCGAAACACACACUGCUGUCUCGUUUCUCCAAGAAGCAGCCAUCCAGGUGCUGGUGACAGAGACCUCAACCAUGAAGCUGACCGCUGCCGCCAAACACAUCGGCUCCAGCUUCAUAGAAGCAGGUCAAGUCCACCGUGCUAAGGAACUCUCGCAGGAGAUCUAUCGCCAGAUCGUCGCCAAGGAUACCGUGAACAUCAGCACUGCCAAGUUUGACUUGACUGUCAAGCAUCGCCAGACUCUGGCCUUCCUGGCUCAAUUCGAGUACAGCAUCCGCGAGCGAGAGGAGUCAUCACUGACAGUGAACGAGAUAUACUCCUCGUUGACAGCUGAGUAUCUAUACUUUGAGCAGUUCAGGGCGGAAAUCAGUUCCGCGAAGGCGAGCAGUUUCCAGAGUGUCAUCGGGACUGUGUCUCGUCUACAUGGAUUCCUCCGUUCUAGAGGCCGUUGGUCCCCCGCCGCGAGACUUGUGGACCAAAUCACCAACUACUUCGUCUCAACGCAGAACGAGAAGGUCCAAGUGAGCGCCAGCCAGGCAAAGGUCUUCAUCAGCACACUCCUGGAAUACUUCAGUACACACUCAUCGCACGACUUCCUCCGUUCCGUUGCCAUCGCCAGCUACAACCGUGUCGAACAGCACCUCUCCUCAAAAGACUACCAAUCCGCCUGCGACCUAGCUUUGACCUCAUUCAAAUUCAUCCGCGCCCACGACGGCUUCUCCUCUUCCAUGUCAAUCAUAAAACUAGGCUUCAAGCUCGGCCUCACCGUUUCCGGCCGUGACAUCCAACCCCGUCCCGAUCCCUCAACUAGAAAGAACAUGCUCAACACUUCCGCAAUCAUCAUGACCGAUAUCCUGAGCUACUGCAAACUCAAGAAGAUCGAUCUCUCCCAGCUCGACCUCCUCAACCUAAAUAACCUAAUCGGCCUCCUAGACGAGCAGAAGGACUACAGCACACUGGAAUGGGUCCUCACCUCGCUGUGGAACAGUCGCGAGCGGCACGCCCCCUGGCAACAACAAUCAUCCUACACCCUCGCUCUCGGUCGCAUGCUUGUUAUCACCCGCUACCUGGUCGGCGAUUACAUGGCUGCUAUCCGGCUGGCCGAGGAUAUGAUGUACAACAGCGCUCGCGUACACGGGCCACGUCAUCCAAGCUCCAUUGAAAUGACCAUCCUGCUUUCCCAGAUGUACACCAGCGUCGCGCAGGGGUACCAGAACCAAAAGGACCGUCGUGACCUCGCAUACAGAUACUACCGUAAAGCUGCGGGCUUGCAUGAGAACGCCCUCCGGGUCUUCAUCGACCCCAGCGCCACCGAAAUGGUCGAAGCCGCCUCAUCGGGCUCUGAGUCUGAACCGGCCAGUCCCGAAGAAGGGGCCGAAGAGCGGACGGGAAAGUAUGUCCGGAAGCAUUUGCAUCUGCUUAAACUUGCUGUGGAGCGGUUAGGGAACUGGCCCAAGGAAUACUCUGAGUAUGAGAGAUUGAGUUCGGAGCUGUUUAGUGUAUUUGGGGGUGAUUUGAAGGGGAUUGAGGGGGUUGAUAAGUGGAAUUUGAAGAAUUUCGGGUCUGGGAAAGCGGAGGCCAGUGAUGAUUUGAUUUCGGUCAAGUCGUACCCCGGGAUGGGGUUGGAGGGACAUGCUGUUGCUGUUUGA
This is a messenger RNA of Aspergillus ruber CBS 135680, 6081 nucleotides long. Its product is annotated as ATP-binding protein. Gene Ontology annotation, molecular function: protein binding; ATP hydrolysis activity. The record is from RefSeq and is a predicted model, not a curated record. NCBI's taxonomy places the organism in Eukaryota, Fungi, Ascomycota, Eurotiomycetes, Eurotiales, Aspergillaceae. Bases 1 to 6081 code for a protein of 2026 amino acids. The transcript is spliced from 4 exons.